UUUUAACAAACUUGCUGAAAAUAUUAAUGUAAAACUUUGUUAGAUGAUGGUCAUUGGUUCAGCUUCGAAAAGGACGUCGCAGCUGUAUUCACAGUCUUCUCAAACUUUUCUAAUAGUCUUAAGCGACUGUCUCAUGCUAGAGCAACUAAAAUACUCUAAGAGAUUGAUAAUAGCUUCAUACAUGGCUUCUAAUCUUUCCUUCUCUUUUGAACUAUAUCCUCCCUUAGCUUGAAUACUAAACACAAGGGUUUGAAUACGAUAUAUACGAUCUUGUUCUACUGAGGCAAAAUCAUUAGACUCGAAUCUUCAUUGUUUGAAGCCAACGGUUGUGCAUUCGUAACUGUUUUCUAAAAUGCUGAAUAAUCUCACAUUUUUAAUUUUCAUCGAAAUUAUGUACAAUUUUUUGGAAGCAAUCUUUACUAUAUUUUCUUUCUCUGGUUCCAUAUCCAGAACUUUGUGAUUGUAGUAGCCAGUUAAGUGAAGCUCUCUAGCUCUCCAGUUUUGGCCAAUCCAAUGAUCGAGAAGGUGAGGUACAUGAUCAUAAUGCAAAUAGACAUAGUCAAUACUGGGGAGUUUUACAGUGCACACUUUUCAAAGUCGAUUGAUUGGGUCAUCAUCAUCUCUUCUGAAGUGCUAAGGUCUAAGCAUUUCAUCGUUUCGAAUUUUAGAGCGAUAACUUUGUUCAUGCAUCAUUCUGAGAUGAUCUUAGCUGCUGUUUUAUAAUUUACCGGCAUGUGAUUAAUGAUUUCUUUUAUAGCUUCCUCGUACUCAUAAUACAGAUUCUGGAAGUCUUUCGAGAGUUGGCAUAACAACCCUUUCCAUCCCUCUGGCCAUCAAUAGUAUGGUAAUAUGUUGCAAAUAAUGCUAAAUCUUCAGAACAUCUUUUGUCUG
Messenger RNA from Moneuplotes crassus, 891 nucleotides. The record is from the annotation of a GenBank genome assembly. NCBI's taxonomy places the organism in Eukaryota, Ciliophora, Spirotrichea, Euplotida, Euplotidae.